CCAGUCCUCUCUUCAUCCGGGUACCUGCAGUUGACUGUGUGGGUACGGAGGCGGGAAAUGGCGUCCAGAGGUGCGGGGAGGACAGAGGUGAACCUCGUCUGAAGAGGCACGCAAACAACAGCAAGUGUCAGCAGCCCUGAAAUCGACCGUUGUCCUGCGACUCGAUCCCGCGGAGCUUCGUCCAUCUUACAUGUAACUCUAAACAAAAUGAGGCUGAGAAUGCGCAAGGCGUCUCAGCAGCCAAACCUCGCCCGCAGGCCCGGCCCGGCCCGGACCAAGCGAAAGCACUCUGAGAUGGAGGAGUGCUCAGGUGAAAGCAAGGGUCUUCUCUCCAGCAUCAAGAAGUUCAUCCAUGGAAGUUCCAUCAAGGUGGAGCAGGACAACCCAGCAAAGAGGAAUCGUCUGAGCUGCGAGCUGAUCACCUCCACCCCACAGAGGAACAAUGACCUGCAAAGGAAAAGCAUCUACAGGGCCCGUCGAAGAAGCUCCGUCAAUGGUGAAACCACUAACCAUGACACGAGUAAGCCUGUCAAGCCUAAUGGGAAGUUGGAGGACCCUGAGGAGGUUGUGAACAGUCCACCCCGCACCACCCUGCUUGGAACCAUCUUCUCUCCUGUCUUCAACUUCUUCUCACCAGCAAAUAAAAAUGCCUCGGAUUCCCCAGGCCAGGCGGUGGAGGCGGAAGAGAUUGUGAAGCAACUAGAAAUGGAGCAAGUAGAAGAGAUGCCCACCAGUACUGCCACAUCUAGAGAGUCCCUAAGUGUCCCUCUCUAUACCAGUGCCAUGCCAUCUGCCUUUAGACCUCCAUCCUCCACUCACACACCUGCAGAGGAGAGUGAAAACACCCCCCACUCUGACCUGCCGCCUCUUACAGCUCCUGGCUCUCCUGCAACAGUGGGGUAUGUGGACACCUCUAUUACUGUCCCAGCUGAAGGAUCAUAUGAGGAGGAGUGGGAGGUGUUUGACCCGUAUUUUUUCAUCAAACAUGUACCUCCGCUAACAGAAGAGCAGCUAACUCGCAAACCCGCACUCCCUCUGAAGACUCGCAGCACUCCUGAGUUCUCCCUGGUGCUUGACCUGGAUGAAACCCUUGUCCAUUGUAGCUUGAAUGAGCUGGAUGAUGCAGCACUAACCUUUCCUGUCCUCUUCCAAGAUGUCAUAUAUCAGGUUUAUGUGCGAUUGAGGCCAUUUUUCAGAGAGUUCCUUGAACGCAUGUCUCAGAUUUAUGAGAUCAUUCUCUUCACUGCCUCUAAGAAAGUUUAUGCAGACAAGUUGCUGAACAUUCUCGAUCCGAGGAAACAGCUGGUGCGGCACCGAUUAUUUCGUGAGCACUGUGUUUGUGUGCAAGGAAACUACAUUAAGGAUCUGAAUAUCCUUGGACGGGAUUUGUCCAAGACUAUAAUUAUCGAUAACUCGCCACAAGCCUUUGCUUAUCAGCUCUCCAAUGGGAUCCCUAUUGAGAGCUGGUUCAUGGACAAGAAUGACAACGAACUUCUGAAGCUGGUCCCUUUCUUGGAGAAACUGGUGGAAUUGAAUGAGGAUGUGCGGCCACAUGUCCGUGAACGGUUUCGGCUGCAUGACCUCCUUCCCCCUGACUGAGGGUACAUAGUGGGACAGGACAGUAAAAAAGACAACAAAUGCAGAUAAACAUUUUGCAUUACAACAUCAUUGCCAUUACUAUUCAAAUUAACUUUUUUUUUAUCCCCCAAAAUUUUCAUCGCUAAGAUAACAUCAAAAAAAUGUUGUCUGAACAUUUUGACACUUUUUC
Molecule: messenger RNA, 1768 nt
Organism: Rhinichthys klamathensis goyatoka
Lineage: Eukaryota; Metazoa; Chordata; Actinopteri; Cypriniformes; Leuciscidae
Gene: ctdspl2b
Product: CTD (carboxy-terminal domain, RNA polymerase II, polypeptide A) small phosphatase like 2b
Exons: 13
Coding region: 208-1599 (463 amino acids)
Molecular function (GO): phosphoprotein phosphatase activity
Source: RefSeq, a predicted model, not a curated record